AUGAAUUUUCGGGUAUCGAUUCUCCUCCUCUGUGUGAUAUCUGGGUCAUGCGGGAUCGCCUCGUCCCUGCCGGACUUUGACGUUUGCGAUCACGAAUUCCAUGUGUUAAGAUCCGGAAUUGAGAAAAAAUGUCCUCGUUCCCUCCAUCCCAAGCCUCCUAUCGAGGUAGAUGGAGACUUGCUAGACAGACUCAUGAAUGCAAACCAUGGAAAUGCUUAUACAUCAAUACUAUUUUAUGCCUCAUGGUGCCCAUUUUCGCGUGCAGUACGCCCCAAGUUUGAGAUUCUGAGUUCAUUGUUUCCUCAGAUAAAGCACCUGAUUUUGGAGCAAUCUCAGGCUUUGCCAUCAGUCUUUUCUAGGUAUGGUAUUCGUAGCUUGCCUUCAAUCCUGAUGGUGAAUGAAACAUUGAAGAUGCGAUUCCAUGGUCAAAAGGAUCUUGCAUCCCUGAUUCAGUUUUACCAGGAAACAACAGGUCUUAAACCUAUCCAAUAUGUGGAUGAAGAUGAACCAACAAGCUUGGACACUGAUGGUAAUCUGAUCACAUGGCUACACAACGGGUCGUCUAUAAGAGAAAUAGCAGAAAGAGAGCCAUAUCUGGUACUUGCACUGAUGUUUCUGUCUUUGAAGCUGGCAAUUUUGAUCUUCCCCGUAAUGGGAUCGCGUUUGAAAACGUUAUGGGCGUCUUAUGUUCCGCAUCUGAGCUUGGGAAUACUCGGUGAGACUAGCCAGCUGUUUGGCCGUGCACUGCACAUGAUCGAUGUGAGGAGGCUGUGGAUGAAACUUAGACUCACCAAAACAAGGAACUUCCAAGAAAGAGCAAAGAACGCACUUGCAUCGGUCUCACUAGGAAAAUCUACAUCACAAUCAGCCUAA
Messenger RNA from Arabis nemorensis, 873 nucleotides. The record is from the annotation of a GenBank genome assembly. NCBI's taxonomy places the organism in Eukaryota, Viridiplantae, Streptophyta, Magnoliopsida, Brassicales, Brassicaceae.